AUGACCCAGCCCAAUCAGCAAGCCAAUGGGCAACAACAUCCUUUGCAAUCCAACGCGCCUGGUGAUAUGAAGACUCUAUUCGCCGCGUUUGCCCGCCAUGGCAAGCCCUUACGCGGGCUCAUGGCUGCAGCCGACAAACCCACAUUUCAAGGUCGUUUCGGACGCAUGUUUGCCGAUACCAUUCCUGCCGGAACAUACGGUGCAACCGACGAUGAAAGCAGGCAAGCCUUAUUGGCCUUGGGAGCCUUGAUGACUUCCAAAUUGGAUGAACCAAAGGACGGCGGCGAUGCCGAAGAAAGUGGAAUACCAGCCCUCUACACCUAUUUCGGUCAAUUCAUCGAUCAUGACAUUACCUUUGACCCCAUGACCACUCUGGUUCAACACAGUGACCCAGAAGCACUGACGGAUUUCCGCACUCCAGCUUUGGAUCUUGACAACGUCUAUGGCCGUGGUCCGGAUGAUCAACCUUACCUGUACGACGACAGUGGUUUGAAGUUUCUGCUUGGUGAAGUCCUCGACAAUGGAGCUCAUGACCUUCAACGUAACACUGCAAACACAGCUCGUGCCCUCAUCGGAGACCCUCGAAACGAUGAGAAUAGCAUUAUCUCUCAGUUCCAGGCGCUCAUGCUGCGCUUCCACAACCGACUGGUAGAUGAGAACCCGGGCCUCAAAUUUGCUGCCAUCCAGAAAAUUGUGCGUUGGCAUUACCAGUGGGUCGUUGUCAACGACUUCCUCCCUAAGAUCAUCUCCUCAAGAGUCUUGGAUGCCCUGAAGACCAAUGGUAUAUACGACCGAAAGAAGAUUCAGUUCUUCUACUGGAAGAAGACUCCAUUCAUGCCAGUGGAAUUCUCGGCGGCUGCGUAUCGCCUUGGCCAUUCUAUGAUUCGACCGGGGUAUCGUCUCAACGACGACGACACCACCUUAUUGCCAAUAUUUCCGGUGCCUGAUACAGUGCCUGGAGCGCCACCAGGAGGGAUUACCCCUGGCUUGACUGGUUUCCAGGCAAUGGCGAAGAAUCGUGGAAUUGACUGGGGUCGAUUCAUCGACGUCGGAGAGCCACGCCCUUAUGGAGCUGAGAUAGACGACGAGACAAGCCCGGCCAGUACUGAAACCAAAAGACGUUUGCAACUGGCGUACCGCCUCGAUACCUCGGUGGUGACGCCGCUCUCGGUCCUACCUAAAUCGGUUGCUUUUGACGAACCUCGUUCACUGGCCCAACGCAAUCUGCUUCGGGGCUUCGAGCUUGGACUUCCGACAGGACAAAGUGUUGCCAAAGCAAUGGGAGUGACUCCGUUGAGUGACCGUGAGAUCAUCAUUGGCAAGGCGGUGGACAGCCCAGAAGGUGAGGACACCGUUGGACCUCUGUCCGAUAUCCCAGAGCUUUCAGCUUUCCGUGGCAAUUGUCCACUAUGGACAUACAUUCUUGCCGAAGCGGCACUCCCCAAGAACAUCAAACCAGUCACCAUCCCAGUCUCCCCUCCAAGAGACAUCUCGACUCCUCAGCUCGGUGAGGUGGGUGGACGGAUUGUGGCCGAGGUCUUCCUUGGACUGCUCUUUGGAGACAAACACUCUUUUCUCAGCUGUGAUCCCAGCUGGACCCCGACCAUUGGAAGUGCCAAGUCCAAGUUUGGUCUUCGCGACAUAGUGUCAUAUGCACUAGGGCCAUAG
Molecule: messenger RNA, 1668 nt
Organism: Exophiala mesophila
Lineage: Eukaryota; Fungi; Ascomycota; Eurotiomycetes; Chaetothyriales; Herpotrichiellaceae
Exons: 1
Coding region: 1-1668 (555 amino acids)
Biological process (GO): response to oxidative stress
Molecular function (GO): peroxidase activity; heme binding
Source: RefSeq, a predicted model, not a curated record